Molecule: messenger RNA, 1531 nt
Organism: Sapajus apella (tufted capuchin)
Lineage: Eukaryota; Metazoa; Chordata; Mammalia; Primates; Cebidae
Exons: 3
Coding region: 38-469 (143 amino acids)
Source: RefSeq, a predicted model, not a curated record
GCAUUUGGGGAGGAGGUCCCGGGGAGGGAAGUCGGGAAUGUUUCCUCCCCACAGAGAUCUCUGCCGGGAGGAAGUAACCGGCAAAACGCCGCGGGGACACCCCUCACCUCCCUCAGAAAGUUCUGUCCCUUUCCUAACUCUGGAGGCGGCAACAGGGAUGGUGUCCAAUUCAAGAAGCAGGAGGGCAGGCAAGAAGGCUUGGAGUCGACCUUCCGGCUGGAGUGCAAAGAUAAGGGUAAUGAGAGGCCCUAAGAUCCCAGAGGAUGCCGUAAGAGGAAAAGUUAGGAGAGUGUUGAAGACUCUGCCUACUACAAAUAUGAAUCCAUGGGGUGGGGAGAAGGUUGAGGAGAUAUGGAACAAGGGCACCAGAUUGUAUGGAUCACAUAGGAGACUGAGUGGAUGGAUGAUUCUGACGCGUCUUCUCUUAGGAACAGAUGUGUUGCCAGGUUGCAAUAGUUCAGAAAGAUGAGAUGAGUACUUGCCAUGAAUCUUAUCUUUUCUGUCAGAGAUUUAUUGCAUAGAAAUUGGAUUUGGCUCCUUCUUUUAUUUGUUGGCUUAUAACCAAAGUAAAAUGUUCCAUAUGCCGAAAGGAGCUACCCUAUUUCAUCUAAUCUAAGAUUUCCCCCAUUGUAAGACACUCUCUUAUUUUAUGAUCAACUAAGAAAGAAAAAGUAUUGCCAAUUAACUAGGACACAUCAUAUGUUGUAAGAGACAUCCCAGUUUUAGAGAUGUGAAAUCAUGAAAUACCAUGUGCUGUAGAAUUGAUGAAAUAUGAUAUGUAAAUCAAAGGUUCCAAACUUAUUGCCGAGGCCAUUUCACAGUGUUUUAUGAUCUGAAUUAUCAUCUGAGUCUGGACCCUUAAUAAAUAGUAAUAGCUAUGACCAAUUGUUGAACAAAAAAUACGUUGCUUGUCACAUUUACAUUCAUUAUUUCCAAUCCUUUCAACUACAUUGCAAGGAAGAAGGUAUAAAUUCCAUUUUACAAGGCAGGAAAUUGAGCUCCUAGAGGUUAGGUAAAGCAUGAAAGUGAAGCUGCCAGGAGUGAGAGCUGACAUUUGAAACCAGCUAGGUCUCCCUUCAAAGCUGAGAUGCCUUCAGUUACUCUACAGAAUUACUUUUGUUGAAGAAGCUGCCUGAUUUGGGAAUGCCUUUGAGAAUGAUACUUUAUCUAAAUAUUUGUGGAUUGUUUUAGAAACAAGUACCCACCCAUCACACAGUUGUCACCCAGCAAUAAUAGUGAGACUGGCUCCUCUCUUUCAGCUAGAGUUAAAAGAGAAAGGAGGGGAGAAGGGGUAGCUAUUCACCUCCACAGAAAUCGUGACAGACAUAAUGGGGCUAAUGCUUUUCAAAAUUGCAAAGUGCUGUGUCAUUGUUUACCUUCUGCCAAGUCCUUAUUCAUAGGAGGGAGAAAGCCCCUUCAGAACUCCCGAAAUGUUAGGGCUUCGAGUUCUUAAAGCACAUGCAUAAAGUAUUUCUAGUACAUUAUUCAAAAUAUACUUUUUCUUUUUCUUUUUUUUUUUUUCUGUAAUUUG